Molecule: messenger RNA, 1895 nt
Organism: Lytechinus variegatus (green sea urchin)
Lineage: Eukaryota; Metazoa; Echinodermata; Echinoidea; Temnopleuroida; Toxopneustidae
Gene: rgs9bp
Product: regulator of G-protein signaling 9-binding protein-like
Exons: 8
Coding region: 568-1413 (281 amino acids)
Biological process (GO): G protein-coupled receptor signaling pathway
Cellular component (GO): neuron projection
Source: RefSeq, a predicted model, not a curated record
CGGAUCGGAACGACGAUAUCUCAAGAUAGAUAUCUCGCUCGUGAAAGAUGCUUACCGUAUGAGUUGGAUUUGUUGGAGUGAUGCUGUGAUGUGAGUUGAAUUGUAUUGAAGCAGUAUGUAGUUUCUGCAAUAUGCCUUGCCUUUAAAUGAAUUUUUGAGAAUCAUUUCAUAGUUAAACUCAACGUUAGAAGUUAGAACUGCGUUUUGAUGCGCUGAGCAAACAUCAUACCACUCACACAUUGACAAUGCUGAAAUCGAUGAACGGAAUUCGAAUCGGAAUCUUGCGAACCACCCCUGCCGCCCAGCCAGGCACGCAUUUGUCUUGUCUUGGCCUGACGUUGAAGUUGGCUUUGCUUCAAAUUCAAUCAUUCAUGUGAACUGAGUCUGAGAUCUAGCUGUUGAGCAAUUAUAUUCCACCAUCAAGCUUGUGAAGGAUUCAAGAUAAAAUUCCAGGAAAGGAAACCUGGCUUGCCAGCUAAUAUUCAUCUUGGAUUCAGAAGAGAAGAGAAAACACUAAAAGAAGAGUUCAUCAUAUAGUUUGUCAACUAUCAUAUCCAUUCCAUUGGCAUGAAUGCUUUGCAGUUUGGAAAGAACAUGAUUCGAAGGCAUAAUAGCUGCAAUCGCAACCACUCAGAAGAACACACCGGUAUACAAAGUGACCCUGAUACUGAUGAGAUAGAAGACUGUGGCAUGCCACUUUGCACAAAGUUGGUGAAAGAGUUCAACAUUGAGACGGCUCGUUACCAUGACCUUACGUUGACCCUAGGAGGAUCCAGUGACUCUGAGUACCUACGUGAUGAGCUCAAGAGGACAAGGAAGAAUGCCUUUGAUCUAGCCAAGAAAAGUAUGCGCAAGUUGCUACCUCACCUCAAAGAUAAAUUUGACUUCAAGGCAGAGCGUAGCGAGUAUGAGAGACUGUGGAACAUGUUUUCAGCUUGCCUGGAGGUUUUUGAAGGUCACAUGAGAAAGUCGCUGGAGCUGGUGAAAUCAUUCCCCAUCCAUGCAGGUAACAAGGUGUUGAUUAACACUGGUGUAAUGGAACCUCUGGGGGUUGAUAACAUUCCUGUGAAUGUGGAGAAUCUUGAUAUUCCCUGUGUUGAUAAGAUGGUACUGGAGAGAGAAGAUACCAGAUUAUUGGAGAGGGAUAUCCUUGAGUUGCGUAACCUGAUGUCUGAGAUGCACCGUCGCGUUGACAUCAAACCAUGGACCAUCCAGCCUCCCAGUGAUUAUAAACUGGACACCAAGUCUCAGACCUCACUCAACAGUGAAACAGCCUCCUCGACGGGCUUUGAUCCCCAGUACGAUGCUCGUCAGCGACGUAAGUGUGCCUUUCUGGUGUCCGUGGCCCUGAUCACCCUGUUGGCUUUUGCAGCAAUCCUCAUCAUAUGCCUGGUUCUCUUAGAAGGGAAGUAAAUCAAUAUCAUCGCUGCAGGAGAGCAUUUCAUGAAAGGUCCCGUCAGAUGUUUGAUCCAACAAAGUAUGUUUUUGAUAUCCGACAGGUACGGUAGCGACCGUCGUUCAUCUGCUUCUCAGCCAAUCAAAAUCAAGGAAAGCUGACAGCUUGUCAGGUGACAACUAUUGAGUGAGUGAAAUGCUAACCUGGUAGAAUGGUGUCUGUUGGUAUACUGCAUAACCUUGAUGUCUUUGAUGAAAAAUUUUCAGGUGAGGGCGGAAGGGGGGGGGGUCACAAAGUCGCUAAAGGCAUGUUCGAGUUAAGUAAAUCUAGACACGAUAGAUCUAUUUAACUGCAAGAAAUCUAUUUAUACCUUAUUUGUGCUUUGAAUGUGUUCUUUGCUCUUGACUUGAGUUUUCUGAUUACAAAGUGGAAGAUGAGAUUGGGGAUGUCGUCUUCAUUUUAGUCCUGAGUAAUGUGAGAAUAAUCAAGUGUAGUGUUG